UGGAGAAGCCGGCGAGCAGCGGGACAACCGAGCCGAGCCGAGCAAGCGACGAACCGGCCGCUGCAGCUCCGCGACGGGACGGACGAGGACCGAGGUUCUCCGCCGAGCGACGAGGUGUGACCCCCUAACCGUGUGCAGCAGCGCCGUGGCAGCUAUGGGGCCUGAGGACAGAGGCGGAGCCGGCGCCGGGCCCGACACACAGCGGACUCUGAUGUGCGCGCGGGUGGAGAAAGCGUUCGCGGAGAGCCGGCAUCGCAAGAGCGCGGCGUCGGGCGAGCGGCGGCAGAGGGAGGCCGAGGAGCGCGGCUGGAGCAACCCGGCCGCUCCCUCGAGAACCCCGACGGCGCACCUCGGCGACGCGUCGGCGACCCGGGACGCCCCGUACUGUUUACGCAGCCCAGAGUCGGUGGAGAUGGACGAGAUCAUGGCGGCCAUGGUUCUGACCAGUCUGUCCUGCAGCCCCGUAAUCCAGAGUCCUCCACGGAUGGACCCCAGAGCAGCUGGCCCGUCUUCCUCCGCCGACAUGGAGUGCGGUGGCAGCGGCGGCUGCGGCGGCGAGCUCUCCGACAGCGGCAGCAGCGGCUACUGGAGCUGGGACCGUGGCAACGUGAGUCCCGCCCCCUCGACGUCCAUCACAGAGAUGGACAGCAGCCCCGACGAAGGCCUGCAAAUGGAACUGGAGCAGGGGGAGGAGCUCGGUGCCAAAAAGUCAAAGAGCUCUUUCAGAGGUGUGUACAGGUGUCUGUGGCCCAGCUGUGGGAAGGUGCUCACGUCUUCAGUGGGAAUAAAGAGACACAUCCGAGUGCUGCAUCUGGGCAGCGGGUCAGAUCAGUCCCAGAGAGAAGAGGACUUCUACUACACCAGGAUCUCCUGUGAGACCGUGGACACCAGCUCCGCUCCGGGUCCGGCUCCAGCUCCGGUUCUGGUUCCGGCUCCAGCUCCAGCUCCAGCUCUGGCUCCUUCCCAGCAGGCCCUGAGCCAGGCCACGUCCUCCCAUCUCAGCUGGGCCUCCUGCGGUUCCCCUCCACCCUCUGGGCUCCAGAUCCCGCCAGCUCACAGACCCAGGUCCAACUCCAGCUCCGGGGCCGGUCCGAACCGGCCCAGUCCGCUCAGCCAGUCGGCCCCCAGCAGCUUCUGGCAGAUCCACUCAGAGCAUCUCUAUCAGGCAUGUAGCCCCGUCCAAGUAUCUGUGGCCUCCAGGAGCCCCGGCUGCCAAGGUUUGACCCCCUCCACCACCGUCUCUGGCCACAGCAACACUCCGGUGGUCAAACCUCGCUGUCGGUCCGUGAGUGUCGGGGAACAGUGGCUCCAGCAGAACCGGCUGCAGCCCAUCAGCGUGUCUCCGUCCCGCACUCACUGCUCCUUCAGGAAAGGUCGCGGGGAGGCCAAGAAGUGCCGCAAGGUGUACGGAGUGGAGCGCAAGGACCAGUGGUGCACCGCCUGUCGCUGGAAAAAGGCCUGCCAGCGCUUCCCCGACUAAAGACUGUGGAUGGAGAGAGAGAGAGUGUGAGAGAGACGUGGAUGGAUGAGUGAUUUAAAAAAAUAAAGAAAGACUUUUGUCAAAAAGAGGACAUAAAUCAGGGCCUGAGAGCCAUCGAGAAAAACAACACUUCUGGCUUUGUUUUUAGCUUCCAGGCAACAUCCAUCCUAAUCCUAACGCAAAGCUCUCUGCCCGGUUAAGUUUGGGUCCACGCUACUCUUCUCCUGACGUUAGCUCAAACCGCUCUAAAUGGCGAAUUUUGAAAAAACACAGUCACGUUUUGCUUCCUGAUUGGCUUUCAUCCGUCAAAGGCGUGUCCUUCCCUGAUUUUCGUCACACGCGCAGCGCUUCAUUUGUAAAUCUGUCUUUUAUUUCUGUCUGUGUUAUUGCUGCGAUGUCGGGGAAAUCCAAUCGUAUUUACAACUAUGAAAAUCUUGCAUGUUUGGCCUCAGUUUAGACUGUGGCAAACAAACGGUUAAAAGCACUGUUUAUGUGACAUGGGAUGAGAGAAAGGAGGCCAAUCUGUGUAUAGAUGCUUUAGAAACAGGAAGUCUUAAAUAUAGUUUACAGGUUUUGAUUCUUUACAGUGCAUGAAUCUGAGGUAUGAGUUUCCAGAUAAUUACAAUUCCUCCUCCGCAUUGUGGAGGUUGGUUUAUGUUUUGGCAGCUUACCCGCUAUGAUCAUAUCUCUGAGUUACACUCGUUACCGUGUUGACUCUUUGCAGCUCUUUCGGUUCGUUUUCAGUUCUCUCGUAUAAUACAGCGCACUAGAAGCCGUGUUGAGUUCUGUCAAUCAUGCUUGGCUGUAAUCACGCUUUCAUUUUUUUUCUCGACUUGUAAUGCCUGCGAGUCCCGGAUCCUGGUAUAGACCUGAUCCAGUGCAAAUCGAGCUUUCCGGUAGAAAACAGGAACGGCCUGCGCUUUGCAAAAACUCACCCGAUCUGAUGUGUUUUUCUUCCGCCACCUUGACCGCCAUGUGUAUGUCGCCACCUAGUGGCGAGGUUGCAGAUUGCAACCAAUGUAAACUCCUCUUCCCGCGUGCCAAAUGUCUGGAACCACGAUUUGGCCAAAGCAAACAGGUGUUUUGGUCUGUGCAUUCGGUGCUACCCUGGGAAGAAGACCCCGCUCUGCACAUCGAGAUAUAUAUUACGGCUCAUUUUAAGGAGACAGAAACACAUUGAUUCUUAUUUUUUCAGGUGAUUUUUCCCGCUCCGCCAGUAGAUCCUCCCGAGGUCAAAGCAAAGAACUCUCUGGUCCAUCGCUGAUCUUUUGAACUGCAGAGCAGACGGUCCACUUCCUGUUUGCACACCGGCAUCGCGUACGCCUAGCGCGUGCCCAAGUCCAUGAAGAUGUGUGUGUUUUUUUGGGGGGCGUGUUGGUACGGACGGACGUCACUUCAAGAAACCGGUGCUAAAGCGUUCGUGUUCUCGGAGGUGUUAAUGUGGAAGUAGCCUCGGCCUUUUUGUUACCUUUCCCUAAAGUAAUGCAAAAUGGACUUUUUUUCUGUAUCUUUGUAACUUGAGAAGUGAAGUCCGCGACGGUGCUAACUGUUGACUGACUUUGACCAUGUGAUGUGCUAAUACACCUACGAUACUCUCCUACUUUAUCCAAAGGUUCAUAUUUCAUGUAUGCCCCUUGUAGCUCGACUGUAUUAGACUGCUACUUGGCUGUUUUCUUUAUUCCAAUCCUCUCUUCCAGUGGUUACGCAGUGGUUAUGGUGUACAUCAUAUUGUGUGCUUUGAGUUACGUACAUGUAUUUUAUACCUUUUUUUUUAUUGUCUUGUUCUGCCCGAGUAUUGGGGCAGAUUUAUUAUGUUUUCUCUUUUUGUUCAUGUUUUUUGGCACUUUUUGUUGGAAUAUAAACUCACAAGAAUAAGCUACAUUUUGGUUCGACUCAACCAAGUUCCUAUUUCCUUCCUGCCCGCGUGUUGACACACGACCAGUACGGAGUCAUGGCAGCGUUAGAGGAAUUAGUUUGUAAUAGCAAUAAAUAAAAAAAUCUGAAAAAAAGAGGAACUAUCUUGUCAAACACAAAUUAAAAAGCACUGAGAAUUUGAA
Messenger RNA from Pseudoliparis swirei, 3537 nucleotides. It is a transcript of the gene znf395b, whose product is annotated as zinc finger protein 395b. Gene Ontology annotation, cellular component: nucleus. Gene Ontology annotation, molecular function: DNA-binding transcription factor activity; RNA polymerase II cis-regulatory region sequence-specific DNA binding. Lineage: Eukaryota; Metazoa; Chordata; Actinopteri; Perciformes; Liparidae. The record is from RefSeq and is a predicted model, not a curated record. The transcript is spliced from 10 exons. The coding region runs from base 155 to 1480 and encodes 441 amino acids. Gene Ontology annotation, biological process: regulation of transcription by RNA polymerase II.